This is a messenger RNA of Mesoplodon densirostris (Blainville's beaked whale), 1341 nucleotides long. RefSeq names its product proteasome 26S subunit ubiquitin receptor, non-ATPase 4 (gene PSMD4). Gene Ontology annotation, cellular component: proteasome regulatory particle, base subcomplex; nucleus; cytosol. The transcript has 10 exons. The coding region runs from base 65 to 1207 and encodes 380 amino acids. Gene Ontology annotation, molecular function: polyubiquitin modification-dependent protein binding. Gene Ontology annotation, biological process: proteasome-mediated ubiquitin-dependent protein catabolic process. Lineage: Eukaryota; Metazoa; Chordata; Mammalia; Artiodactyla; Ziphiidae. The record is from RefSeq and is a predicted model, not a curated record.
CAAUUGGAGGAGUUGUUGUUAGGUGGUCCAGGAGAACCGGUCGCGGAGGGAGGAAGGCGGCAAGAUGGUGUUGGAAAGCACUAUGGUUUGCGUGGACAACAGCGAGUAUAUGCGGAACGGGGACUUCCUACCCACCCGGCUACAGGCCCAGCAGGAUGCCGUCAACAUAGUCUGUCACUCCAAGACCCGUAGCAACCCUGAGAACAACGUGGGCCUCAUCACACUGGCCAAUGACUGUGAAGUGCUGACCACACUCACCCCUGACACCGGCCGCAUCCUGUCUAAGCUCCACACUGUCCAACCCAAGGGCAAGAUCACCUUCUGCACUGGCAUCCGCGUGGCCCAUCUGGCCCUGAAGCACCGACAGGGCAAGAAUCACAAGAUGCGAAUCAUUGCCUUUGUGGGAAGCCCCGUGGAGGACAAUGAGAAGGAUCUGGUGAAACUGGCUAAACGCCUCAAGAAGGAGAAAGUAAAUGUUGACAUUAUCAAUUUUGGGGAAGAGGAGGUGAACACAGAAAAGCUGACCGCCUUUGUAAACACAUUGAAUGGCAAAGAUGGAACCGGUUCUCAUCUGGUGACAGUGCCUCCUGGGCCCAGCUUGGCUGAUGCCCUCAUCAGUUCUCCGAUUCUGGCUGGGGAAGGCGGUGCCAUGCUGGGUCUUGGUGCCAGUGACUUUGAAUUUGGAGUAGAUCCCAGUGCUGAUCCUGAGCUGGCCUUGGCCCUUCGUGUUUCUAUGGAAGAGCAGCGGCAGCGGCAGGAGGAGGAGGCGCGGCGGGCAGCUGCCGCCUCUGCCGCUGAGGCCGGAAUUGCUACGACUGGGACUGAAGGUGAAAGAGACUCGGACGAUGCCCUGCUGAAGAUGACCAUCAGCCAGCAGGAGUUUGGCCGCACCGGGCUCCCUGACCUAAGUAGUAUGACCGAGGAAGAACAGAUUGCAUAUGCCAUGCAGAUGUCCCUCCAGGGUGCAGAAUUUGGCCAGGCAGAAUCAGCUGACAUUGAUGCCAGUUCAGCCAUGGACACAUCUGAGCCCGCCAAGGAGGAGGAUGAUUAUGACGUGAUGCAGGACCCCGAGUUCCUUCAGAGUGUCCUGGAGAACCUUCCAGGCGUGGAUCCCAACAAUGAGGCCAUUCGAAAUGCCAUGGGCUCCCUGGCUUCCCAGGCCACCAAGGAUGGCAAGAAGGACAAGAAGGAAGAGGACAAGAAGUGAGACUGGAGGGAAAAGGGAACUGAGCCUGUGCAGGGGGCCGAGUAGGGUGGGCUGGGAUAUAGAGUUAGAUGCGUUGUCUGUGACCACUGCAACCUAAAUAAAGCUUGGCAACUUUUUUUCUUUUUUGCUUCAAA